Molecule: messenger RNA, 1839 nt
Organism: Brettanomyces bruxellensis
Lineage: Eukaryota; Fungi; Ascomycota; Pichiomycetes; Pichiales; Pichiaceae
Exons: 1
Coding region: 1-1839 (612 amino acids)
Biological process (GO): positive regulation of transcription by RNA polymerase II
Cellular component (GO): nucleus
Molecular function (GO): zinc ion binding; DNA-binding transcription factor activity, RNA polymerase II-specific; transcription cis-regulatory region binding
Source: RefSeq, a predicted model, not a curated record
AUGACCGAAGUUGCUUCUUUGAAACGAAAGCAGAUUGCACAAAAACGAAGUCGGAAGAGAAGGAUUUCGUCAACACCUCUCUCCAAAAGAAGGGUCAGGACAGGAUGUCUCACUUGCAGAAGUAAGCACAAGAAGUGUGAUGAAAAUAAACCUGUGUGUAACUUCUGUGCAGAAAAAGGUUACGAUUGCGUCUGGAAAGGUGGAUCGCAGAAGUUGGAUUUAGCAAAAAGCACGUUGAAUGAUUUUCUUUCUCUUCAAAAUUGCACCAGAAACCUAGCAUCCAUGCUCAAUUAUCCAAUUGCUACUACAAUUGCUUUUGGGCCAACUGAUUCUAUUGGUACCAGCUGCAGAACCGUUGGUCUGACCAAAACGGAUAGUACAGAAAGUGUAUGCUCCAAUUCGGAAGAACCUCUUGUUUUAAGCUCUUAUCUGCAUUCUAACGUUCCUCUUUAUACGUCCCAGAUGAGUCGUAACAGUACGAGCUGCUUUGGUAAUAUUGAACAAAACAAUGCUUCGUUCAAUUUUAUAACUCCUCGUAUGUUCCAGCAGGAAUCAGAUUUGUCCCGUUUCAAGAUUCCUCCCAGAUUUUUCUCCUUGCCCAAAACACUAAGCAGCAUCUUAAGCGUUUAUCUUUCUGUUCACGGUAAACAUGUAGGAGCCCGAUUACCGAAUGAUGAGUAUACAUUCGAAAUAUUUACCGAUAGAUCAUCGGCAAAAAUGGACAAGCUGAAAUUUUACGAUAACAUCAAGCAGUAUCCGUUCUUGUUCGAUGUAUUCAAAGGUGAGAUUUCUCCCAUGCUUUCUUCUUUAGUUGAUCAGGUUUGUAUCUUCAGAGAAGUUAUUCCAAAAUUAUCGAUUCAUUUUCCUGCAUUGCAUUAUUCGAUUUUGACCCUUUCUUCAAGACUGUUGGAAGAGAACACACACAAUUAUUCUGGCAAAAAUACAAUUACUUUUUACAAUAGCUCAUUGAGAGAAUUAGGCUUGGUUCUGAAAGAAGGUGUAUCUUUAGAGACUCCCAUAAGAAGCAAACUGAUUCUCGCGACAAUUCUCUUUCUCGAAUUGUUUGAAAGUCUUAGUUUGUACCCUGAGGAUUUGGAUCAUAGAUUUGAUGUCUAUGGCAUUUUUGUAAACAGAAUCUGCACAAUGUGGAAAGACGAUUUGACAGUAAAGGCUUUGACGGUUAAUUGCCUUCUUGUCCAACUUAUAAUUUCUUCUUUCCAAAAGGUUUGUCAUAUAAAUCGGGACUUGUUCAGUGUUAACAUUGCUUCGCCUUAUUACAAGCUUCUCUGUCUAAACCUGGAGCUUGAAGCUGAGGCAUUUGAAGAUGUGACUGCCGUACAAAAUAUUAAAAAUAAAUUGAACCGUUUGAAAAACGAACUUCCUCAAAAGUUUCAGGAAAGAAUAGAGGGACAAUCCUUUUUUGUUGAUUCUGAAGAAUUAGCUUGUUCGGAAUUAUAUUUAAUUACUUUAAUUGGUAUAAAAACAAAAAUUCUGCAAUUUGAUGCAAAUAUGUCAUCAGAAUACGAAGAAAACAUCAAAAGAAUGGCAGCAAGACAUAUGCAUCGUGACAAAAAUGAAGAUAUAGACAAAAGCAUCAAAAAAGAAGUUCCUGAAAAAAUCAAUGAUAUGCAUAGGAACUUGGAUCGGCUAUUGGCUGUUUUGCAUAGAAAUAUGGGGUGGAAAAAUAUACAUAGCGUGAGCUGUUUAAUGGUCACACUCUACUGUAUAAAGAAAAUUCUCGAUAACUCUGAAUUAACGGAUGAUCAAAAAGCUCCAUUUAGCGAAGUGGCUAACCGAAUUGCCGAUUGGAGCGGGUUAUCAAGAUUCAGGUCAUUAUAG